Molecule: messenger RNA, 4846 nt
Organism: Gadus morhua (Atlantic cod)
Lineage: Eukaryota; Metazoa; Chordata; Actinopteri; Gadiformes; Gadidae
Gene: prkaa2
Product: protein kinase, AMP-activated, alpha 2 catalytic subunit
Exons: 10
Coding region: 127-1800 (557 amino acids)
Biological process (GO): intracellular signal transduction; protein phosphorylation
Cellular component (GO): cytoplasm
Molecular function (GO): ATP binding; protein serine/threonine kinase activity
Source: RefSeq, a predicted model, not a curated record
AUGGACCAUACAUCGUUGAUCGGUAGAUCUGUGCAGCAUGUGAGCACCGCCCCGCCUCCCCUCCGCACGCAGACAGCAGCAGCAGCUCACCCGCCGCCGUGGACUUACCCGUAGGUAACGGAGAAGAUGGCAGAGCGGCAACAGAAGCACGAAGGCAGAGUAAAGAUUGGCCAUUACGUCCUCGGCGACACGCUUGGCGUCGGAACAUUCGGGAAAGUAAAAAUUGGCCAACAUCAGCUGACUGGCCAUAAAGUGGCUGUAAAGAUCCUCAAUAGGCAGAAGAUCCGCAGCCUUGAUGUCGUGGGGAAAAUCAAACGGGAGAUACAGAACCUCAAACUCUUCAGGCACCCACACAUCAUCAAACUGUACCAGGUGAUAAGCACACCAACAGACUUCUUCAUGGUAAUGGAGUAUGUAUCAGGAGGGGAGCUCUUUGACUACAUCUGUAAACACGGACGGGUAGAGGACUCAGAGGCACGGCGUCUCUUCCAGCAGAUUAUCUCUGCUGUUGACUACUGCCACAGACACAUGGUGGUCCACAGAGACCUCAAGCCGGAGAAUGUCCUGCUAGAUGCCAGCAAAAAUGCCAAGAUAGCAGACUUUGGCCUGUCAAAUAUGAUGUCAGACGGGGAGUUCCUGAGAACAAGCUGUGGCUCGCCUAACUAUGCCGCCCCAGAGGUUAUCUCAGGACGGCUGUAUGCCGGUCCAGAGGUGGACAUCUGGAGCUGCGGAGUGAUCCUGUAUGCCUUGCUCUGCGGCACACUGCCCUUCGACGACGAGCACGUGCCGACACUGUUCAAGAAGAUCCGGGGAGGGGUGUUCUACAUGCCGGAGUACCUGAACCGCUCCGUGGCCUCGCUGCUCAUGCUCAUGCUGCAGGUGGACCCGCUGAAGAGAGCCACCAUCAAAGACAUCCGGGAGCACGAUUGGUUCAAACAGAACCUGCCGGGCUACCUGUUCCCGGAGGAUCCUUCGUACGACACCAACGUGCUGGACGAGGAGGCUGUCAGGGAGGUGUGCGACAAGUUUGAAUGCACUGAGUCUGAGGUCAUGUCCAGCCUCUACAGUGGAGACCCCCAGGACCACCUGGCGGUGGCCUACCACCUGAUCAUAGACAACCGGCGCAUCAUGACCCAGGCCAGCGAGUUCUAUCUGGCCUCCAGCCCCCCGCAGGGCUCUUUCAUGGAGGAGGGCAUGCCCCUGCCCCCGGGUGUCAAACCCCAUCCCGAGAGGAUGCCGCCGCUGCUGGCCGACAGCCCCAAGUCCCGCUGCCCUCUGGAUGCUCUCAACACCACCCGGCCCAAGCCACUGGCGGUGAAAAAAGCCAAGUGGCACCUGGGCAUCCGCAGCCAGAGCAGACCCUACGACAUCAUGGCCGAAGUGUACAGAGCCAUGAAGCAGCUCAGCUUUGACUGGAAGGUGGUGAACCCUUAUCACCUGCGUGUUCGCAGGAAGAACCCAGUGACGGAGACCCUGGUGAAGAUGAGCCUGCAGCUUUACCAGGUGGACAGCCGUUCCUACCUCCUAGACUUCAAGAGCAUCGACGAUGACAUCAUUGAGUUGACCGGCUUCAAGUCAGGUUCGUCUACCCCUCAGCGGUCGGGCUCCACUGCGGGCCUGUUUAGACCCAGGCUGAGCGUGGACUCAGCCAGCACCGCCAUGGACUCACUGGCCCAGCUCAGCUCCUCCCUGCCGGGCUCGCUGGCGGGAAGUGCACCCCAGCUGGCCCCACGGCAGGGGUCGCACACCAUGGAUUUCUUUGAGAUGUGCGCCAGUCUGAUCACCACCCUGGCCCGCUGAGGGAAGGAAUGGAUGCCCUCAGAGAGCCCCAAGGAACUCCCGGCCCUCCACCGGACCCCCACCACUACGUCAGAAGCCGAGGCGGGCCGAGGGGACAGGAUGAUGCAACUGCUUGUGUCGUCUCAAAUGGUCUCAAGUGGUCUGCUGUCCAUCGGCCCUCCUUUCAAAUAAUUAUGUGAUUUGAGUCAAAAAACAAACUGUGAGGGUGAGCAGGGAUGUGAAAAGCGUAGUUGGUGGGGUGUUAGGGGGGAGAGGAAGCCGUUGAUUAUUUUUUUCUAAAAUGGACCCACGGUCAGUCGCUGUGAGGUAAUUGGUUGGACGUCAGACCGUGAAAACUGACUGUGGGCCCAGGAAACAUAACUGGGAUGAUGGCUGUGGUAGGGGUGAGAGCUCAGAGGUCAGAGUUCACCAUCAUUUUUAGAGGCACGAUCAGCUAAGAACAAGGUUGCUGGGCGUUUCGCCACGUGAUACUGUGAAGUCACCCGUUGAAUGCUGACCAAAAACAGCAUUGCCCACGCAUCACUGUAGAGAGCCUAUUUACUGUAGCUCUGAGCAGUGGUCCAGGGUCAGUUUCAGAGUCUUGUUCUUAGUUAGAACGUGUAAACUGACCCGUUCUAAGUCUGAGGACACAUAAACAUAAGCAUAUUUUUUCAGUUUUCUUAAAGGUUUUGUAAACUACUAUAUAUAUAUAUAUAUAUAUAUAUAUACACACAAAACCUUUAAGAUAACAGAAAAAAUAUAUAACAUGCUAUAUUAUGUGUGUAGUUGAAGCGAUCAACAUACCAAGUAUAAAUUGUUAUAUACUCAUAGAGAGGUUUAUGAUUUAAGCACUGCAUUAAUCAGUUUGGUUAUGAUAUUUAGGAUAUUAUAGAUGAUCGUUAACCUAGAAAUAUUUCAUACCUUGAUUCUUUCUACUUUAAGGUACCGAUACACACCAUUGUCUGUGCUAGAUAAUGACUAUAACCAUAUUGUAUUCUUUCUAAAAACAAUUCAGCAGGAUUGACAAACAUUUUACGUAUGAAGCUUUCUUCAGAUCCUCAAUGUCCCUAACAAUUGCAGCAUUCUAUCAUUAUUGUAGCUUGCAAAACACAGAGGUUUACAACAGAGAUGGAAGCCAUGCAUGCAAACUGUUCUGUUGGAAUAGAAGAAUGCAAAUGAAAACAUUUACCGGCUACAACACAAACAAUGAAAGAGCUGUAUGCAGAGCACCGAUGGUACAGUCCUUUAAGCAGAUGGAGUGUAUCUUGGGAAGUUGUUUGCUAAAAUAAGCAACACAAAUCUUUCUUCUGCUGCCUUCAAUCAUCAAAAAACAUGGAUUUUUAUGUAGACACACAUGCACUGUGUGUGUGUGUUUGUGUGUGUGUGUUUUUAUGUUGGUGGGGGAACAGUGCUUUGGCAUGAGGUGGUUUGGUGUGUGGCAUCAGUCUUCGUCACGUCUGAGAUUUAUUUGGUGGUUCAACAAGAGGCAAGAGGAUCAAUAGAAACCAAUCUGUUGGCUAGGAAGUUCAUAAUCCUUUAUAACACAGAGCUGAUUAUUUUCCGAGGCAAGAGCAAAAGAAGGAACAUAGUGUACAGUAAACAUACUGUUGUUUCUCAAAGCAACACAUUGUAAUUCAACUGUCCAAUCAGGUUGUGUCUUUCUGGUUGUCUCUGUAUAGGUAUCUGGUGAGUAACUCCUCUAGAUUCCAUUUUACAGUCAUGAGCUGUGAAUGGUUAUAACCUGCAAGAUGGAAGCCGGCCUGAGUAUUUAUUGCUGGUGAGAAACAGUAUUCGUUGCGAUGCAUGCAACAGCGUCUUUUGAUCUUUACUUGUUCUGGUCAGUGUGCAUUGUGUUCUCGUUGCUGUAGUAAUGUUCCGUGUGCUCAAACGAAUAUGGCCAUGUUCUCUAGAUCUGAACAAGGAUGAAUGAGUGAGUGAUUGAUUGGAUGCCCGGCGGUGUAAAAUAUGGGCUCAGAGAAUACCCCUAAAUUUCUCACCUCUCCCUUUACUCUAUUUUUUUUCCUUCAUCUCUCUCCCCCCUUUGGAGAGAGUUCCCACGAUUAACUUUUGUGAAACAGUACAGAUGUGCUGGAGACCUGCUGCCCAGCAGUUGAAACUGUUAUCCAAGGUAUCAAUCUGUUACCUGAUCAUUCUGUUGGACCUAUCCAUUACCAUGAGGUGGGUUGGUGAAGACAUGCAUUAAGGAAUACCUCAUCCUGUUGUGGACAGGUAAGAGUACUGCCCUUUUAGAGCACUACUGAAGUCCACCAUGUUCGGAAGGAUCUGGUUAUAUUGUUGCCUUAUGAGAGAAUUCUGGUGGAGUCUGGUUGGAGGGGAGAAGAGCCAUUUUACUCAGCUGAAACCUCUUGAUCGCUAGUGUUGCUGUGUCUCUCGUUUUGAGCUAGAGAGCCCCUGAGCAACAUAUGCACGUCUGUCUUUCCUCUCUGGCUGGUCAUACAGCAUUAUGAAGUAUAUCUACUGAAAGAAAAAAGUGAAACGCUGCCACCUGCUGCUAGAAUUAAGCAACUGCAUACAGAAUGAGAUAGACUAUGAGCAUGUUACCCACAUCGGCUGUGAACCUGAUCAGUUGCCCGCUGUAUAGUGUACUGCUACAAUCACGUCAGGCCAGUUAUGCAUUUAGUAUGGAGCCAACAUAUUGUCGACCUCUAAUAAAGGCCAGUGUGUUGAUAAUGAUACAUCACGGUACGGAUCGUACAGAACUACUUGGAUGUAACCAGUAACUGCAAGUUAACUGAUGUGUUUGUACUGUACUUAUUGUAUGUAACUACCAGUGGUAUGUUGGUCACUUCUGUCUUUGUGUGUGCGUGUGCGUGUGCGUGUGCGUGCCUAAAGUGGAGUACUUUCCACCACAGAGCCGUCAGUUACGUUGGUCUGUGACAGGGACUUUAUGGUUUGUUCAGAGGUGUUCGCCUCUUCCGUCUGAGAGGCUUUUUGGGGGGGAUUUCUGUUACGCACUGCAUGGUUUUGCUGUUCUGAUUUGCACUUUAAUUGCUAUUCAUUGUAAAUUCAUUGCUCACUGAAUAAAUUAAGGAGUAUGGUAAAAGAU